AUGAAGCCAAAGCGAUUCCUUAUCGUCGCCCACUUGGCCACACUACUCGUGGAAGGAAUGGUGAAAUGCAAAGGGGCCAACGCCCCGUUUAGCAGAGCGAACAUUCAGAGGUGCUGCUCGGGAGGGCAACUAUUUCUUAGCAACCCACACAUAACCAAACAGAUGAGAAGAAGAAAAAAAAACAUACAAGUCCAAAGGCAAACAAAUGGCCUAAAAAUUUCAAACAAAGCGGACAUGAGCAGGCUAAGCAAAAAGGACAAAAUGUCAUUCACAAAGACCAAACAAAUAGCUACGGUUGGGCCUGCAACGGAAAAAUUUGAGGAACUGGAAAAGCUCUACCUUAGCGGAAUUGACGUUUUCAGGUUAAAUUUCUCCCAUGGUUUGAAAAGCAUUAAAAAAUACAUCAUAAAUUCCCUCCGAAUUAUAGAAAAAAAAUAUGAUACUUCAAUUGGUAUUUUAGGAGAUAUCCAAGGGCCAAAAAUACGAAUAGGUGAAUUUGAAAAAAGUGAAAAAAAUGCUAUGGAGAAAAAUACCUUCGUCGAAUUGAAAGAAGGAGAUCUUUUUUCCUUCGACUUGGUAGACAAACCUGGCAAUCAAAAGAGGGUGCAACUCAACUAUCCGGAGUUGUUAAAAAAUGUAAGGUCUGGACAAAUGAUAUUACUAGAUGAUGGGAACCUAAAAAUGAAGGUCAUAGAAAAUCAGUUCGACGAAUCGGAAAUGCAAAAUAGCUCCCUAAAAGUAGAGGUAAUUACAGGGGGAAAACUUUACGGCAAGAAGGGCUUCUGUAUUCCUAAUAUGAUAAUGCCAAUUGAAGUGUUAAAUGAAAAAGAUAUUAAAGACAUAUUGUUUUGUAUUAACGAAGGGGUAGACUUUUUAGGUUAUUCCUUUGUUCAAACAAAGUAUGAUUUAAUUUUUUUAAAAAGUAUUAUCAAGGAUUACUAUGAUAGCGAUUUUUUUCAAAACAAGAUAAGAAAAGAUAGACUUAUUUACGACGAGAAUAUGCUUCCAAUGAAGGAAUACGAUGAUGACAACGAUUUCUACAUAAAAGAGGUGGAUGACUACUACCAACAUUAUUACUUGAAAAACUGUCAAAAGUAUAAACAGAUUUACGAUGUGUACAAAAAUCAGGACUUGCAGGUAGAUGCUAACAAUGCGGAAAAUCAGCUUGAAAACGUUGGUGGAUACCAAAAUAUUGGGUACGAUGGUGACACGGAGAUUACUCAGAUGAAUGCUGACACCGCUCCUUCCACAUCCAGUGACCAUGUGAACAGCAUAUUUAUUGUCUCCAAAAUUGAAAAACCCUCGGCUGUGAAAAACAUAGAAAGCAUUAUUAACCUCUCCGACGCAAUCAUGAUUGCCAGAGGCGACCUCGGAAUUGAAACCAACUUGUCUAACUUACCAAUUUUACAGAAAAAAAUGAUCAAUCUGUGCAGACUCAAAUAUAACAAACCCGUCAUCGUAGCAACGCAGAUGAUGGAAAGUAUGAGAUUCUUGCCCUCCCCCACCCGAGCAGAAGUGGCGGAUGUUGCAACGGCGCUCUACGAUGGAUCUGACUGCGUCAUGCUCUCAGCGGAAACAGCCACCGGGCAAUAUCCCAUCCUCACGACCUCCACACAAAACAGCAUAAUCAAAGACGUAGAAAAUGAUUACUACUAUUACGACUACACGCAAAGGAAAAAUAAUAAUAUCGUCAAGUGUCCACAUGGUAUGAGUCCCACCUACCCCGGUGGAAAUUCCCACUUUGAGAAACUUAUUUACAGCAUAAGGGAUCUAAGCAAUAACAUAAAUUUGAAGUCUAUCAUUUUAUUUUCGAAUGAAUUUCAAAAAAUCCAAAAGCUCAGCAAUCUGCGAACAAAGGCACCCAUCAUUGUCAUCACAGAGAAUGUUGCCUUAGCUAGGAAACUGCAACUCACUUGGGGAGUCUAUCCGUACAUCUCUAAAUUAACCGACUCUCAAAACAAUGACUUGUUCACCCUCAUUAAUUAUGGGUGUAAGGUCUCCAAGGAGGAGGGGUUCGUCAACGCGCCAGACGAAUAUUCCCUGGUCACCUUUACAAAAAAUAUUAACAACUCGUCCAAUUUGCUUUACCUCUGCCAACCCUGUUUGGCUGCAUAA
Molecule: messenger RNA, 2115 nt
Organism: Plasmodium inui San Antonio 1
Lineage: Eukaryota; Apicomplexa; Aconoidasida; Haemosporida; Plasmodiidae
Product: pyruvate kinase
Exons: 1
Coding region: 1-2115 (704 amino acids)
Biological process (GO): glycolytic process
Cellular component (GO): cytoplasm
Molecular function (GO): potassium ion binding; pyruvate kinase activity; magnesium ion binding
Source: RefSeq, a predicted model, not a curated record